CUUUCCGACACUAGCACAACCGGUGAACAGCUGAUUUUGUUGUUUUCAUUUAACCUCGUUAUUCAACGCGCUCAUAAAAUGAGUUUUUUGUUGAAAGGACGCCGGUUUUUGAUCGCCGGCAUCCUGCCAGCUUUUGAACGCGGCCCAGACGACAUAGUGGAUAAGGAAAACAAGACUUAUAAGGCAUUCCUGGCCAGUAAACCGCCAGAGGAAACGGGACUGGAGCGCCUCAAACAAAUGUUUUCAAUUGACGAGUUUGGUAGUAUAUCUUCCGAGCUGAAUUCAAUUUACCAGGCCGGUUUCCUGGGAUUCCUCAUUGGAGCGAUUUACGGCGGAGUUACACAAUCGCGCGUGGGCUACAUGAAUUUCAUGGAGAACAACCAGGCCACAGCUUUCAAAUCGCACUUUGAUGCCAAGAAAAAGCUACAGGACCAAUUUACGGUCAACUUUGCCAAGGGCGGCUUCAAAUGGGGCUGGCGAGUGGGACUUUUUACAACUUCCUACUUCGGCAUCAUCACCUGCAUAUCUGUGUAUCGUGGAAAAUCGUCGAUCUACGAGUACUUGGCCGCAGGUUCCGUCACCGGCUCCCUUUACAAAAUGAAUCUGGGACUGCGAGGCAUGGCGGCAGGCGGGAUCAUUGGCGGCUUCUUGGGCGGAGUGGCUGGAGUCACCUCCCUGCUACUGAUGAAGGCAUCCGGCACUUCGAUGGAGGAGGUGCGCUAUUGGCAGUACAAGUGGCGGCUCGAUCGCGAUGAUAACAUCCAGCAGGCCUUCAAAAAACUGACAGAGGAUGAACAACCGGAGCUGUUCAAGGUCCAUGACGAAAAGGUACCCGAACAGGUAUCCCUGGACUCGGUCAAGUGAGUCUCGAGUGUUUAAAGUAGCCAUCGAUGUGUAAACUUAGUUGAGUUUUUUUAAUUUAAAUAAAUUGCAAAUAUGUCCAUCUAAA
This is a messenger RNA of Drosophila elegans, 949 nucleotides long. It is a transcript of the gene 140up, whose product is annotated as RPII140-upstream gene protein. Lineage: Eukaryota; Metazoa; Arthropoda; Insecta; Diptera; Drosophilidae. Gene Ontology annotation, cellular component: mitochondrion. The transcript is spliced from 4 exons. The coding region runs from base 79 to 864 and encodes 261 amino acids. The record is from RefSeq and is a predicted model, not a curated record.